AAUCGUUCGCGCAAAGAGAUAAAAUCAAAAGUCCAUGAACGUUUGCUUGAGGAGGUACAACCAAAUGAAAUGGGGAAAACGGGAAAAUUUUGUCUCACACUGGAAAAAAUAGACAAUUGCCGGGGUACGAAUGAAUACCUUCAUUCAUGAAACGAUUCAGAUCUAAACAUCCGCCGGAAACCGCCAAACAUCACGGCUUCCUAUCAAUCAGUAAGAUGAAAGGAGAAUAUGUAGAAGAAAGGAAAGAUCAAUUCAACACUAUGUUUGCUGCUAAGCUUCAUCACACCCAAAACUUCCACCACCACAACCCAUAUCAUCAGCCACCGCCGCCGCCGCUUUCUCACGCUCAACCCAUCUUCCACCACCCUUUCCACCUUACUUCCGCCGCACGGGAACGCCAGACUUCCGACGACGCCGACAGCCGCAGCCCCACCGCUCAAUCCACCGCCACAACCGCCGUGAAGAACCCGCAGCCUGUAUCGGCGGGAGUAUCUCCGGCGACCCACACGCCGUCCUCCGGCAACGACGGCGCCACGAUCGAAGUCGUUCGCCGCCCGCGAGGCCGGCCUCCCGGUUCCAAGAACAAACCGAAGCCGCCGGUGAUCAUAACGCGCGACGCCGAGCCGACGAUGAGCCCGUACAUAUUCGAACUCCCCGGCGGCGUGGAUAUAAUCGACUCCGUCAUCCGGUUUUGCCGGAAGCGGAACACCGGCGUAUGUAUACUAAACGGGUCGGGUUCGGUUUCGAAUGUCACGAUCCGACAACCCUCGACCGCCGCUCCAGGGGGCACCCUGACUUUCCACGGCCGAUUCGAGAUCUUGUCGAUUUCCGCCACGGUGGUGGCGGGGCCAGAUCCGAGCACGGGAUUCCCGCCGCCGAACAACGGAAUCGUUAACGGGUUCAGAAUAUCUUUAGGCGGGCCGCAGGGACAGGUGGUGGGCGGGGCAGUGGCGGGGCCGCUGGUGUCGGCGGCGACCGUGUACUUGAUCGCGGCGACCUUCAGCAACCCAUCGUACCACCGGCUGCCGGGGGAGGAAUUAGAAGGGAAAGACGGAGCGGACAGGCAGAACUCGCCGGAAGCAUCCGGCGGAGUGGAGAGUGGGGGCGGCGGCGUGGCGGCCGGGGCUUGUGGGAUUUCGAUGUACAGCUUUCAUAUGCCGCCGGCAAGCUCCGAUGUGAUUUGGGCUCCGACGGCUAGACAACCGCCGCCGUACUAGAGACGGUUGAUUCAGAUCGGAAUGUUUUCUUCUUGAAUUCAUUGAAUAUUCUCUAGUCAUCAUCAUCAAAUAUGGGAGAUGUGCAAAUAGCUUGAUGCCUUGAUGAGGUGUGACAUCCUUGGUGAAGUACGCUAUAUAUUAAUUGAUGAGCUUGUGACAAUUUGGGUUUAACUUCUUAAUAUAGAAUGGUUUGGCUU
Molecule: messenger RNA, 1414 nt
Organism: Cuscuta campestris
Lineage: Eukaryota; Viridiplantae; Streptophyta; Magnoliopsida; Solanales; Convolvulaceae
Source: the annotation of a GenBank genome assembly